AUACUUGUAAACCUACAUCCCCAAAAAGCUUCAAAUUAAAUUUAAGUGCCAUAGUGAUGAACAAAGAUGUCGAUUACUCGAGUACUGUUGUUGAUCAAAAGAGGCUGAAACUAUUUGGGUUUGAGCUCAAUUACCCAACUAAUAACCCUAGUGAAGGAGAUCAUGAAAGUGUGAAUUCAUCAACAAGUAUUUCUCCUUCCCCUACAAGAGAAUACAACAACAACAACAGCAACAAGAAGGCUUCCAAGGACGACGUCGUAGCGGUUGUCGACGACAAGAAGUUCGAGUGCCAGUAUUGUUUCAAGGAGUUUGCAAACUCACAAGCAUUAGGGGGUCACCAGAAUGCACACAAGAAGGAAAGAAUGAAGAAGAAGAGGUUGGAGCUUCAAGCAAGGAAGGCUAGCAUCAACUAUAAUUAUCUUCAGCCUUCUAAUAAUAAUAAUAUUAUUAUUAAUCAAGGGUUUGGAUACCAUGGAUCCGGUACUACUCCAUGGUACUAUGAUCCCUCUUGUUAUAAUAGUGCUAAUUCAUCUGAUCUGCUUACAUUCCAUGAGGAUCAGUCUCCUCAGAUUAGUUUCAACCAGUUUGACCAUGAUUUUCGUGUCAAUGGGUCAAAACGACGCGCACAGAGGCGAGAAGCGGGCAUGCUUACGCUAAUGAGGGCUGAUGAGAGAUUGGAGGAUCAGAAGAUAAUCAGACGGCCUGUGAUUGUGAAGGCUGCUUCAUCAAAGCAAUCUUGUAAAUAUUUGGAUCUUCAAUUAGGUCUUAGCUUGGAGUCAAAGUUUAGUUAGAAAUUAAACAAUUCUUCUCAAUUAAGAAAUGGAAAGGGAAAAGAAUAUUAUUAUUGAUUACUUAAAGAUAUAUUUUGGUGAUUACAAUACAUAUAUAUUAUGAUCUUA
This is a messenger RNA of Tripterygium wilfordii, 899 nucleotides long. Its product is annotated as zinc finger protein 5-like. Lineage: Eukaryota; Viridiplantae; Streptophyta; Magnoliopsida; Celastrales; Celastraceae. Gene Ontology annotation, molecular function: DNA-binding transcription factor activity; transcription cis-regulatory region binding. The record is from RefSeq and is a predicted model, not a curated record. Gene Ontology annotation, biological process: gibberellic acid mediated signaling pathway; cytokinin-activated signaling pathway; trichome morphogenesis. The transcript has a single exon. Gene Ontology annotation, cellular component: nucleus. The coding region runs from base 57 to 791 and encodes 244 amino acids.